Corvus hawaiiensis (hawaiian crow) is the source of this 10239-nucleotide messenger RNA. RefSeq names its product exocyst complex component 2 (gene EXOC2). The transcript has 35 exons. Gene Ontology annotation, cellular component: exocyst. The record is from RefSeq and is a predicted model, not a curated record. Gene Ontology annotation, biological process: exocytosis; Golgi to plasma membrane transport. The coding region runs from base 5981 to 8758 and encodes 925 amino acids. NCBI's taxonomy places the organism in Eukaryota, Metazoa, Chordata, Aves, Passeriformes, Corvidae.
GGAAGAAGUUCAGUGGGUGAUCUGCAAAAUCAGCCUGUGGCCAUCUUGCACAGGAGCUGAUGUUCACAAGAAGUGGCUAAUGUAGGUCCCCUACACCAAAGGAAGGUGCAGGCCACCAUGAGACCACUACUUUUUUGCCAGCAAGAUACUUCUCCUAGUGUCUUUUUAACUGCCUUCAGAUGGAUUGUAUGAGAGCAGGUGUGGAAAUGUGCUCCAGAGUAAAAUGAAUCAGGUGAAUGUGAUGGAGGCAUUCACCCCUUCCUGCUUUUCACCCCGUCAAAUGAGAUCUUGGAGAUCAACAAUAAAGCAAAUGCCAAAUGGAGCAGCUAAGAGAGUCAGCAGAAGGAAAGUGAGAUAAAAAGUCAGAAUAUAGCUGGGGUUGGGAGGAAGAAGGAAGAGUCCAUGGCUUUCCUGGUGUUUCCUGGAUUUAGCACCCUGCUGCUUCACAGAAGGAGGCCUCACCCUGGUUGGGUAUCGCUGGGCACCAGCAUUUAACAUUCCCAGGUGGAGUGCAAAUGACACAGGCAUGCAGCUGCAAUUUGCCUUUCUCACAGUGCUAGGACUCCUUGGAUUCAAGUUGCUAUACACAGGAUUGCCAAGAUACAUCCAGUACAUGUAAGGCAGCCUUCCUCAUCUGAAUCAGCAGCACCAGUUUAUGUCGCAAUCUCCUAUUUUUGAAGGGACUUGCUACAAAGGAAAUCCCACAAUCUUGUCACACAUACAAAGAUAAGUAACAUUCCUACUGGAUUCAUUAUCAAAGAGAUCAGUGCAGUUGUAUUCUCAUUUCUCCUUUCAAUGUAUUCCAAGCUCUUUUCCUUUUUCUUGUUUUCAGUCUGAAAGUGUUGUAUAUUUUUCAUGAGACCUUUCUGACCAAUUCCCACUAAAUCAGAAGGGUGAAGUGAAUAUAUCUGGCUAUGUUACAGCCUUCUCCUAGUGGGCCAUUUGCAAAAUGUUUGCAGCCUUUGAAAGGAGGACUCUGUACACAUACCCACAGAGAUGUAAGAUUGUCCAAGAGAAGCAGCCAAAGCACAAAGCAGAGGUUAGAGAGUUUGACACAGUUUGUUUUGCCUUUUCAGUCAUUCUUCGUGCCCUCUCGACACUUCUCUUCAUACCAAGUGCCUCUGCAGUAACGAACUCAACCAGUCAUGUCACAUAAACAUAAUCCAGAAUUUGGCCCAGAACUAAAUCACUGAAUUAUGGAGCUUUUUUAUUGGCAGCUGUACCCUUACUGUUUUUUAAAUCUUUGCUUAAGAGAUGGAGGCAGGCUCUCUCUCCCUGCAAAUUAUGGAGCUUCAUUGUCUUCUUGAGGUGUAAUUCAUAUGGAAUAAGGAUGAAACUGAGACCCUUUGGGUUCACCUCUGCAGGUAUUCCAGCUGCUGGGUUCCAGCUUUGUCUCUGUAAAGUGGGUAGGCUCUUACGCCAGGUAUCACUUAUGCAACGUCAUACUCACAUUGCAGAUAUAUGAAGGAUAUCUUUGGGCACUAAAAAUCCUAGUUUUAUGGCAUCUGCCUGUCCUGUGAGUUUUGAAGAAUUAUAAUCUUUGGUUUGUAUUGCUGUGAAUUGAUUUUGCUUUAUAAGGCACACUAAAGUCCAUGCGUCAUGCCUUCCAUUAGGCAUGGAUGACAUGGCUGGGAACACCAGGCCAUUUCAUACCUGAUGCAGACAAGGCUCUUUGCCUCAAAGUCCAAAGCUGCAUUAACAGGAUAGCUGAGGGAUAGAGGAUGUGGCUGCACAUAAGACGACCUCCAGAUCCUUGCUGGGUCUUACCAAAACUCAUGUCUGAUGCAGCUGUGGAGUGACAGACAGAACUAAAGAUGACACAGAUCUCUGUUUUAACCAGGUCUUCAAAUAAAAUCUUCAAAUAGCUCAACUUUUUUUCUUGCUCGCUCUUGUAAGCAGCAAAAGCAUCUUGGAUCUUUAAAAAAAUUCCAAUUCAGCCAUUAUUAGGUGAGGAUCUAUGUAGCAGAGUAUGAGGAAGUUCAGCCUUGGCUGAUGAAGAUGUUUACUUCCUGGCCUUAAAAAGUGUGAGAAGUUGUACGCUCCCUGAUGGUGUGCUGACAAAUAAAGUUAAUAGAAUUUUUAAUAUAAGAUGCAACUAGUGGAUCCAAAUCUACUACUGAUUUAAAAUAUGAAAUAGAUACUUACCUUAUAAAGCUAGAAAGUUUUUUUGUUGGUAGCCAUGGCAAUUUGCAGGUGUUAAAUUAGCCACAAUGGAACUGCUUAGUUCCCUGAUGCAACAGGAAUAUUUUGAAACUUACCAUGAAAAAAUUAUUAAAGCCUUGCAAUAUGGAGAGUAUAAAGUUUAAAAAAGAAUGGAGAGUGCAAAGUUACAUCUGUAUUUCUAUGAAAUUUCAUAAAAUGGGAUUUUACACUGCAUAAUACAACCUACUGCUUCAACUGAAAUAAGAAAUGUAGCUUGAUAUUUUCAUUAAAUACAAAGUAUUUGUAGAUACUGGUGGCAAUUAGGUGUUGCGGAUGCAGUCAUCAGUUUGAAACUGAGCAUAUAAAAUGGUAUUUUAAUAAAAAAUACAGUCACCUUGGUACCUGAAUCUACCCUUAUUGUAUUGCAUGGCAGACACUCUUUGCAUUAGACUGCAGUCACAGGUUAACAAGAAGGGAAAUUUCAAGGCACAGAAUUAGCUACAGGAAAGUUCUCCCAUUAUUGAAUGAAUGCAAUAAAGACACAGCAAAAUUUACAAGGAAAAAUUUAAUAAAAUAUUGACUAUAAAGGCUACAACAUUCUAUGUCUGCUCCAUAGCUUAUAUCCAAAACUGUGCAUGUUCAAAAGUCCAUGCAAAUCGGACUUAAUUUACUUUGCUUCUAUUUCCUUCUCAGGAAUAUAAAGUGAGCACAAUAAUUUUCCUUUAUUUUAUCUAUAAAUGGUUCCCUAUAUAGGAGCUUAUUAAAAAGAAGGCAGGCUUAGGCUGUCCAGGAUGUUAGAGUGAUUAUGUCUUGGCAGCUCAAGAAGAGGCUGAGUCCAAGGCCCUGACUGUUUGUUAGCAUCUUGCCAACACCAUGGAUUCCCGUGAUCAGAUUAAGAAAUGUAUGGACAGUGACAAGUGGACUCUUUCCCAGCUCUAUUUUUGUCAUUGCUGCCAGCCUGACAGCUUUUGGUACGAUAUUAAUCUUUGGCUGUGUAGAGAGCAAUUGAAAUUGCCAUGCUGAGCUCUGCCAGGGAUCCCCAAAUUCUCUGUUAAGUUUCCAUAUUAAAAAAGUUACUUUCACUGCAAAUAUUUCUGAUGUGAAACAAGAGAGGGGGAAAGAGUGUUGCUAGGAGGCUGUGCCUUCUGUCUUUUUUCCCAGGAAAAGCUCAUAAGGUAUAGGGGACACAAAUGGCUACUCUCCGAUGGUUUUUAAGAGCAUAAAGGUCCAAUCCACAGACAUAAGAAUUAAGCUAAUUUUAUGUCACAUCUCUUGGACCCACGAUAAAUUUAGCCAGAUGUUGUUCACUAUUGGUAGGGUAUUGAUUUUUCUAUUGCAUUGCAUGGCAGUUUAUGUAACUGGAAUGGAAACGGUUCUGAAGAACCAAGUUUGUCAAUUCCUAUCUGUGCACAGAAACACUCUUCAGUGUGCAGCUGUUGUGGAGUCUCAUCCUCAGGCAGGGAAUAUAUCAACACACCAUAACCUGUUGAUUCUGUCCUUGUGGACACUUCAAUCCCAAAUGUCUGCAGACAGCAAAUAUGUAUACACCUCUUGGGCAUCUGAGAGCAUACAUGUAAAGAGCUAAAAAUCCAUACCAAUUGCCCCAGACAGGUCUGGACAAUGUUCCUAUUGAAGGUUCAGCCUGGGCUGUAUCUUUUCCCAUGAUCACACUUUUCUGGAGAAAUGGCCCAUCAGGGGACCUGCACCUAGUUAAUACCAUCACAGGAAGAAACUUGCCAACUCGAGAUGGAUAAUGUGUUAGGGGUAGUGGUAGCACUUUGUCUUCCAUGGGCCCAGGUUUCAAUGCCUUCUUCAAAAAAAAAAACCUUGGAAGUCAAAGGAAAGUUCUGGCCUGAGAGAGGUGCUCUGUAUGAAGCGUUAUGCAGUUUUACUUCUGCAAUAGUUUAUAGAUGAAUGGGGGAACAAUGACAGGGGCAAAGUGUAUUACUUAUGUGUAGAAUGUUCCAACUGCUUCUGAACCUUAUCUGCCAUUUCCCUGCAUCCUUGUUAUCUUACAACCCAUGGUGGUCCACAGUGAGUUUGCCUGUAUCCUCAGCCACUAGAUAAAGUGACUUUUAGUUACUUUAAAACCUGUGGUGUUGGUGUGCCAGCAUUGUCAGUGACUCCAGGCGGUGAUUAAACACAGAAGUAUUUUUCCCUACAUUUAUGAAACAUAAAGAUAUUUGUUUUGAUUCCAUCACUGUCACCUCAUUAGGCACCAGGAAAGUUAGGUUAUACAUUGAAUCAGUUUUGCACUUGGUUUUGUUUACUUUUCAUAAAUUAACAUGGUAAUUCACUGUAAUAAAAUUCUUCGUUUACACAAAGAUAUCAAAAGGCAUCGUCCAUUAUUCUCCUUAAUGUUACAGCUUUAGAAUGUGCCGUGAAAAGCUCUGUUUAUAUUGCAGCUGGAUGGAGCACUUACCACAGAGCGUCACAUCCCAGAUAUGCUCUGCUGCUCUGCAGCAGAGAAAUGCCAAAUCAUGAAGAAAAAAAAAAGAUCCCACACAACUACCACCACCCCAAAAAAAUCACCAUUAAAAUUAUCUCACUGAAUUAAUUAUCCUAAACUCUGCCUAUUUCCAUUUGCAUUCCUGUUUCUUGGCCUAGCAGGUAGCGGCGAGGUGCGCUCCUACAGGCAUGAGAAGGCUGAGUCCUGUUACCUGCAGUGGUCACAAGGACUGUUCACAGUCAUUAGAGCAAGAACCAUUGUCAGUGAAGGCAGCACAGAAUUUGGACAGACUGUGCACUUUUAUCAUUGCAAACAGCUGAUCCUCUACCAUCAAGGGCAUGAAAUGCUCUUCAGUCCUUCUGUGCUUUAGCAGAUUUUGGAUUCGGGGUGCCCUUCCCUACUGAUCCAAAGUGUUUUUGUUCUCCACAGAGAAGAUGGUUUGUACUGCCUCUCAUUUCAGAUGCUGCUUGGUGUUUGCAAACAUGUUAUUUCUUUCUGCUACGUAGCUUUGCUUUGGGGUUUAAGGCUAUAGAAGAAAAUAUUGUUCACUUCUCACAUGUGGAAGUGAGUUACUGAGCAAAACAAAGCCUAGCUUAAGCUUCUGUUUCUUCUUUUCUCUCUCUUUCCUCUUUAAGGUCUGUUUAUGUUUGCAUGACCUGCAGGGGAACUGGAAGUGCACUAGAUGAUCUAGCAAAGCACAAAACUUCCACAAGUCUCCUUCCUUCAAAGACUUAAAUCCAUCCUGAAUGUGUGCAUCAACCAACAGGAUGUCUGUCUGCCUCCUAACUUCCCACUGCAGGCUCUGACAUAGGAGGGUGGUCUCAUGGUAACAGCAUGGGACAGGAAGACCUUUCUUCAUUGCCUGCCCUCACACAGAUUUUCUGCAGGACUUCAAACAAGUCACCAGAGCAGGUGCAACAGAAUGGACAGUGCAGAUUGUUGAUCAGAGGCCAGCAUGUACAAACCUGCAAGGGAAAGGCAAGUACAUUUAAUGAGCUCAGUUCACUCCUGGGUCACACCAGAGCAGAAGGACAAGACCUCCAUUGCUGGAAAGACCACCCAGAGAGGAGGAAGCUGUGCUUGCCCAGGAGGGAGCUGGUUAAUUUUGCUUUGUGAAUGAGAGCAGUAAUUGAUUGGGAAAGAUGGGUUGAAAUGGAAGAAGACGGUGCUCCUCCAGCCCUGUCUCUCCCACAUGAGCGUUUCUCUACCUUGUUGAGGAUACAGUCACACCAUCAGCUUGGCAUUUGGCACAACUGAGACACAGCACAGAACAGGAGGGAUCAUGUGGAGACUUAAGAGAUCAGGUGGUUGGAAGAAAGAGAAGAGCAAAGAAGAAGAGAGACACAGAUAGAUAAAAGCAGCUCAGAUUGCAGUAAGUGAACAGCCAUCAUGUCUCGAGCACGACAGCCCCCACUUGUAACUGGCAUCUCUCCCAAUGAAGGCAUCUCAUGGACAAAAGUGACAAUUAGAGGAGAAAAUUUGGGGACUGGACCUACAGACCUCAUAGGCUUAACAAUCUGUGGGCACAACUGUCUCCUCACUGCAGAAUGGAUGUCUGCCAGUAAAAUCGUGUGUCGAGUUGGACAGGCUAAAAAUGACAAGGGAGACAUUAUUGUUACUACAAAGUCUGGUGGCAAAGGAACUUCAACUGUUUCUUUCAAACUGCUUAAACCUGAAAAAAUAGGUAUCUUGGAUCAGUCUGCUGUCUGGGUGGAUGAAAUGAACUAUUAUGACAUGCGCACUGACAGGAACAAAGGGAUUCCCCCCUUGUCCCUACGUCCGGCUAAUCCGCUUGGUAUUGAGAUAGACAAGGGCAGAUUUCCUCAAAAAGAUUUAGAGUCACUCUUUCCUGGGAUGAGCGCUGAUUUCACAAGUGAAAACUUUUCUGCUGCCUGGUACCUGAUUGAGAAUCAUUCGACAACAAGUUUUGAUCAGCUCAAAACGGCUGUUGUGAAUUUGAAGAAACAAGCCAACAAGAAAAAUGAAGGGAGUCUAGCUUAUGUGAAAGGAGGUCUCAGCACAUUUUUUGAAGCACAAGAUGCUCUGUCAGCAAUCCAUCAAAAACUGGAAGCGGAUGGAACGGAAAAAGUAGAAGGAUCCAUGACGCAAAAACUGGAGAAUGUACUGAACAGAGCCAGUAACACAGCAGAUACCUUGUUUCAAGAAGUGCUGGGUCGCAAGGACAAAGCCGAUUCAACGAGAAAUGCGCUUAAUGUUCUUCAGCGCUUUAAAUUUCUUUUCAAUCUUCCCUUAAAUAUUGAAAGAAAUAUCCAGAAGGGCGAUUACGAUGUGGUUAUUAAUGACUACGAAAAAGCCAAGUCCCUCUUUGGAAAGACAGAGGUUCAAGUGUUCAAAAAAUAUUAUGCUGAAGUUGAAACCAGAAUUGAAGCUUUACGAGAACUUUUGUUGGAUAAGUUGCUUGAAACUCCGUCAACAUUGCAUGAUCAGAAACGUUAUAUAAGAUAUCUUUCUGAUCUUCAUGCGCCUGGGGACCCAGCUUGGCAGUGCAUUGGUGCUCAACAUCAGUGGAUUCUGCAGCUCAUGCACAACUGUAAGGAGAGCUAUGUUAAAGAACAAAAAGGCAAUGCAUUGCUCCACAGCCCCAUGCUAGACCUGGACAGUGAUGUGCGUCCAUCGCCGAUUGGUCAUCUCAGUCAAACUGCUUCACUGAAAAGGGGCAGCAGCUUUCAGUGUGGCCGUGAUGAUGCCUGGCGAUACAAAGCUCCUCAGCAAGUUGUAUUUGUUGAAAAGUUGACAAAACUUGUUGUAAGUCAGCUGCCCAACUUCUGGAAGCUCUGGGUUUCUUAUGUAAAUGGAAGUUUAUUCAGUGAGACUGCUGAAAAAUCUGGCCAAAUGGAAAGAUCGAAGAAAAAUGCUAGGCAAAGACAAAAUGAUUUCAAGAAGAUGAUUCAGGAAGUGAUGCACUCUCUGGUAAAACUUAUCCGUGGAGCCUUGCUUCCAUUCAGCCUCAGAGAAGGAGAAUUAAGACAGUAUGGUGGCUGGGAAAUGAAAUCUGAACUUUCUGGCCAGUGGCUAACACAUAUUAUCCAGACUGUAAGGCUUAGUUCUGAGUCUCUUACUGCACUCGAGAUACCCAAUGACAUGCUUCAGAUCAUCCAGGAUCUUAUUCUGGACCUUCGUGUACGUUGCAUUAUCGUGACCUUACAGCACACAGCUGAAGAUAUAAAGAGAUUAGCUGAAAAGGAGGACUGGGUUGUUGACAACGAAGGUUUGACAUCGUUGCCAUCCCAGUUUGAACAGUGCAUUAUUCAUUCCUUGCAAUCUCUUAAAACUGUGCUGGACUGCAAACCUGGAGAAGCCAGUGUUUUCCAACAGCAGAAAACACAGGAGGAUGUGUGCCAGCUAAGCAUUGGGAUCAUGCAGGGCUUUAUAGACUGUUUGGAACAACUGAGCACCAAACCUGAUGGUGACAUAGAUACAUCACAUCUUUCAGUUGAUGUUUCGUCUCCGGAUUUGUUUGGAAGCAUUCAUGAAGAGUCAAGUCUUUCUUCAGAGCAGAGACUUUUAAUUGCGCUUAGUAACUGCCGUUAUCUGGAACGUCAUACCUUCCUAAAUAUAGCUGAACACUUUGAGAAACAUGGCUUCCAAGGUGUUGAUAAAAUAACUCAAGUUAGUAUGGAAUCCUUGAAAGAGCUGGAUCAAAGACUAUUUGAAAUGUACAUUGAAUUCAAGGCAGAUCCAAUAGUUGGGUCAUUAGAACCUGGCAUUUAUGCAGGAUAUUUUGACUGGAAAGAUUGUCUCAUUCCAACAGGUGUCAGAAACUAUUUGAAAGAAGCACUAGUGAAUAUCAUUGCUGUGCAUGCAGAGGUGUUUACCAUUUCCAAAGACUUAGUUCCUCGGGUAAUGUCAAGGGUUGUAGAAGCAGUCUCUGAAGAACUGAGUCGACUGAUGCAGUGUGUUUCAUCCUUCAGCAAAAAUGGAGCUUUACAGGCAAAACUUGAAAUCUGUGCAUUGAGGGAUACCGUGGCCAUAUACCUAACACCUGAAAGCAAGUCAAGCUUUAAGCAAGCUUUGGAAGCCUUGCCUCAGCUCUCAAGUGGAACUGACAGAAAGUUACUAGAAGAGUUGCUAAACAAAUUCAAAAGCAGCAUGCACUUGCAACUGACCUGUUUUCAAGCUUCUUCAUCAGCCAUGAUGAAAACAUAGACAACAGCACAAUGCAGACAAAUGUGCUUAAACAUUGUCCAUUUUUUCUGGACUACUUCAAUUCCUUUGAACACCCUAAAGAAAACAAAAGGAAUUCCACUGGAAAAUAAAUUGAGAUACAACUUUUUCAGUAAUGGUAUGGGAUGUCCUGCUGAGUGAGACUUCUGUUCCUAUGUACUUCGAUAAAAUGGCCUUCUGUCUACUGUAUUUCGCUUUGUGGAGGGAAUUAAGUCAAUUUUGUUUACAUACACUUGUUCAUGAAGAAAUAUUCAUCGUUGUUCUUCAGUCUCAGUUUCACUUGUUAAUAAUACAUUGAAAUGUAUUUUUAGCAAAUGUCACCUUAAAUUUGAGUAUUACUCAUGUUGUUCAGUGUAUCAAUCUUAAUUUCUAGAUGUAGAGUAAUACUGAAGUGACUGGAAGAUUUAAAUUCUAUAAACUAUUGAGAAGUAUGUAAUGAGCAUUGCCCCCUAGAGCUGACUAAAAACUGUCCAGAUACCAUAUUAAGUACACUGCUUCUUUUGCAUUUAAAAAUGAUAACUUUUUUUUUCUGUUCUCAUCUACAGUUUCAGUGUUUAUAAGUCUGAUUUCUUGGGGGCUUUUAUUUUCUUGCUUAUUUCUAAUUAAACAUGUUGCUGCCUCUCUUGUUUCUCCCUUCUGUUGGAAUAUUGAUGGUAACCAUCACAUCUGAAAUAAGCUCUACUUUCAUUGGCAAUUAGCAGAAAAGCACUCCGAGUUUAUAAGAUUAGUAGAAAAAAUGUCCAAGUAAAAUAUUCUUUGGUGUUAAGGAGUAGAAUAGUUAAUAGCUUCUCACGUAGUAAGGAGAGCACAAUAUGUAAUUUGUUUUGCUUCUUCCUUCUUACUCUUCUUGUUUUUUCUUGCUCUUACAGGCUUACUACCACUGUCUUCCUCUUGUUAGUCAGUCCUCUUUUCCUCUGUUCACCACUAGUUAUUGGAUUUGUAUGGGGGGAAAUAGGGAUUCAGGAGAGAAGAACAGUUUGGCUGCCAUUGUUUUGGGGGGUAACAAGUCAGUUUAAUUUUAUAACCGAUAUCAUGGCUGGGAAUUAAAUAAUGCAGUAAUAAUAUAUUCUUCCUGUAAUUAAAGUCAUUUUGAAUAAAUCAUUUCAUGAAUAGUGCAUAGUUUUCAAGCAAUUUUUUAGUGUUAGCUCUUUUCUUUUGCCAGUUAAGUUAUGUGCUUUAAAAAUACAGUGUACAAUUCCUAUAAUACGUAAUUUUGGAGAAAGUUUGAUGCACAUGUAGUCACUUGUUAAAAAGUUCUGUGUAAGUAUUAGCAGCAUGUUGAAUGGAAGUGUGAGACUUCAAAUAUAUGUUAUUAUCAUUAAGCACCUGGAGCGAUGUUGUUUUAAUUGUUGUCCUUUCUAAGGUGGUCAUGGUCCCAGCUGCUGGUAUUAACUGAAAUAGUCAUCCAGUUCUGUAAAAGAUUUCACUUCAGAAUAAUAAAAUAUUAAGAAAUAUGGUCAUAA